AAAAAAACAAAAUUAGUAGGAACAGGAGUAGGUAAUGAGGGUGCCAGCUGUUACACCAUAUCACUCUUCUUCCUCUCUCUAUCAUCGUCUUUUCUGCUCACUUUCUUGCUUCAUUAGGGUUUCCUUUUUCCGAUCCAUGCUUCACUGUUUCACACUAACAACAACUCUCACUCUCUCUCAUAUUAAACGAUCUUAAGCUUGGAGUUGGAGGUAGUAGUUUGCUUCAUCUCUAUGUGCUGCCAUUUGACUUUUCACCGGCAACGAUUUGGUUCUUCGGUAUAAAAACUCAAUGUUACCAGAGGGCUAGGAAGUUAUGGGCAGCUAUCAGGAUGCUAAUUAUUAUAGAGGUUCUUUGUGCUGUCGGCUAAUUUUAGUUGUCAUCUGGCUUCCUACUUUUCUAGAUGUGACAGCACACAAAACACAUGCUGACCAUAGGCAAAUUACUUCUCUGGUAGAGUUAGCUAAAGAACCUACUUCCGGUGAGUCUGGACUCUUUGAGCCCAUAGAAAUAUCACCCGCUGUCAUACCUAAAGUUCCAUUUCCCACUGAGUCUAUCCCACCAAUGUAUCCUACUUUCCCAACCAGAUAUGAUCCAGUUUUAACUGGUAAAUGCCCUGUGAACUUUUCAGUGCAAGAAAUAUCAAAUAUCCUUGAUAAAACUGCAUUAGAUUGUUCUGGCCCUUUGGCAGCCCUUGUAGGGAAUGUAAUAUGUUGUCCACAGUUUAGUAGCUUAGUCCACAACUUCCAGGGUUUCUUCAGCAUGAAAUCCGAUAAUCUGGUUUUGCCAAAUGCAGUUGCCGACCAUUGUUUUUCUGAUAUUAUUAGUAUCCUAGCCAGCAGAGGGGCAAAUAGUACGAUCUCCACACUUUGCUCCAUAAAAUCAUCUAAUUUAACAGGGGGCUCAUGCCCUGUGAAGGAUGAUUCUACUUUUGAGAAAACAGUUAACACAACUAAAUUAGUCGAGGCCUGCAAAACUGUUGAUCCACUUAAAGAGUGUUGCAGACCUGUCUGUCAGCCUGCAAUUAUGGAGGCAGCACUUCAGGUUUCUGGCCGACAGAUGAUGAUCAAUAAUAAUGACAAUUUGGCUGGGGAAAUCAAUCACACUGAUUAUCUAAAUGAUUGCAAAGGUGUAGUUUAUUCAUAUCUUUCCAAAAAACUAUCACUUGAGACUGCUAAUAAAGCAUUCCGAAUACUAUCUGCAUGCAAAGUCAACAAAGUUUGUCCUUUGACUUUUAAGGAGCCUUCAGAUGUAAUUGCUGUAUGUCAGAAUGUGGCUGCCCCUAGUCCUUCCUGCUGCAGUUCAUUGAACACAUAUAUUGCAGGGAUACAAAAACAAAUGUUAAUUACCAAUAAACAAGCUAUAAUAUGUGCAACACAAUUUGGAUCUAUGUUACGUGGAGGUGGGGUGAUGACAAAUGUUUACGAGCUUUGUGAUGUCGAUUUGAAAGAUUUCAGCAUACAAGCAUUUGGACAGCAAGAGUAUGUAGGUUGUCUACUUCGAAGCUUGCCUGGAGAUGUGAUAUUUGACAAUUCCUCAGGCAUUAGCUUUACAUGUGAUUUAAGUGACAAUAUUGCUGCGCCCUGGCCCUCAUCAUCUUCAUUUACAUCUCUAUCACUCUGUGCACCUGAGAUGUCAUUACCAGCAUUACCGAUUUCACAGUCGUUGAAAAACAUUGGUUGUAUUUCUGCUGGAGUGGGAUUCCUUGCGAAUAUAUUUUCAUUUUUCAUCUUCAGUACUGUUGUAUUGAGAUUUUAGGGUUUUGAAGUGUGUUCGGAAGGCAUUUCAAAGUGUCUAUGGUGUGGGUUUUGCAUGUAUAUUUUUUAAUGGCCUCAUUGUAUAGCAUCCUUUCCCCCUCUUUCCACGUCUCUUCUGCUUGUAUGAUCAUUCCUGAGUUGGUGCUUAUUUUAUUUAGGAUCCAUAGUUUUGCUGUGAAGGGUUGGAUUGGUUUUGUGAUGAAAUGCAGCCAAGCACAGGAGAGAUUAACACA
Molecule: messenger RNA, 1988 nt
Organism: Cicer arietinum (chickpea)
Lineage: Eukaryota; Viridiplantae; Streptophyta; Magnoliopsida; Fabales; Fabaceae
Cellular component (GO): plasma membrane
Source: RefSeq, a predicted model, not a curated record